AUGUUUCAUCCUAAAGAACUUGUUCAUGGUGGUCUUUUAGAAACAGUGUGGAAAGCUGUACAUGAUAUUUCGACCGAAGCAGAUGAUGAAGAAAUUCAUUUACCAGAAAUAUGUCGAAGGUUGGAUACUUGGAUAUUCAGUGAGGCUUACCAAGAAGACAGAAGAUUGUCUUUGAGGACUUCAGCAACACUUAUCACUGGAGUUGCCAAAUUGUACAAAAUUAGUAUUUGUAAGCUGUUUGAAGAUUCGUCCUCUUCAGGUUCUUAUGAUUCCUCGGAGUAUGCAGCCACUCCUGAGCAGACAAGACAUGGAAGUGUACAAGAUUUCGGUAAAUCUUAA
Messenger RNA from Arctia plantaginis, 339 nucleotides. The record is from the annotation of a GenBank genome assembly. NCBI's taxonomy places the organism in Eukaryota, Metazoa, Arthropoda, Insecta, Lepidoptera, Erebidae.